This is a messenger RNA of Musa acuminata subsp. malaccensis (wild Malaysian banana), 2059 nucleotides long. RefSeq names its product pentatricopeptide repeat-containing protein At5g61370, mitochondrial. Gene Ontology annotation, molecular function: mRNA binding; protein binding. The record is from RefSeq and is a predicted model, not a curated record. Gene Ontology annotation, cellular component: mitochondrion. NCBI's taxonomy places the organism in Eukaryota, Viridiplantae, Streptophyta, Magnoliopsida, Zingiberales, Musaceae.
AACAGCGCCAUCAAAAAUGGGCGACCGCCCCAAUUAGGCCAUCUUUCAAACUGGCCAUGGUUCGGUGGCCAACGGCAAAUUAAUGUUGGCUCUUCUCCGGUCGUCUCUUGGAACGAUGACUUACCAUGAUCUCUGCUGCUUUUGUGCAGGAGGUGGUAAGUUACCCCCUAUAUUAGCGACGAUGCAGAGGCUGCUCACGAGCCGAUGGCACCGGUUCCUUUCCUCUUCAACCCCACCCGUCGACACUAACCUUCGUCAGAUGGUCCUCCACAUCGUCGCCUCGGGCGUUGGCAGCCUCGACGACAUGGUAACGGCUCUCGACCGGUCAAGCAUCGUGCCUACCCCUGCCUUCAUAAACGAGGUCAUCGACGCUUGCAGUAGCCAAUCCGGCGUCGGUAAUAGCAUCAGCAGCAGGAGGUUGCUCCGCUUCUUCUCCUGGUGUCAGCAGCGUCAGAGACCUCAAGAACGGUACGGGGACGAUGUCGUCAACCGCGCCAUCCGGGCCUUUGCCAAGAUGAAGGACCUUACGGCCAUGGGCAUCGCCAUCUGCGAUCUACAGAAGGAGGGCCGGAGCGUGGCCCUGGAGACAUUUGCCCUCGUCACUGACACCCUCGUGAAAGCUGGCGAAGAGGAGAAGGCCGUUCGCCUCUUGGGUAGCCUGGAGAGGGCGCGGCUACUGCAGGACCACCAUGGCAAUGACGGAGUGGUAGGCGGCGCUUGUUCCGGCAUCCUCAUCGUUGUACAUGCCCUCUGCGCUAGAGGGAACCCGGGCAUGGCCCGGGGAGUUGUCUGGCGCCACAGGCGCGAACUGCUGUCAGCAGGUGGGGAGGCCACUCGCAUCAUUUAUCAGAGCCUCCUACACGGAUGGUGCAUCCGUGGGAACGCCAGGGAGGUCCGCCGAGUCAUGGACCAGAUGAAAUCGCUUGGUUUUUGUCCCAGCCUAUCAUCAUACAACGAUUUGCUUCUCUGCAUAUGCAAGAGAAACGUCAAAUUCAACCCUUCUGCAAUCAUUCCAGAAGCCACUAAUCUGAUGACUGAGAUGAGGACCGCUGGUGUCCCCCCGACAACCGUCAGCUUCAAUAUCCUACUAUCUUCCCUUUCUAGGGUGAGAAGGAUCAAGGAAGCUUACCGAGUCCUAUACUUAAUGCGACAGGGGGAAGCUGGAUGCCACCCCGACUGGGCAAGCUACCACAUCGUAGUCAGGCUUAUGUACCUGUCAGGAAGGUUUGUCAGAGGUAAUACGCUUGUGGAUGAGAUGCUUGAGGCAGGUUUGCUGCCCAAUGUUCAUUUCUACCAGAGUCUGGUGGAACUCCUAUGCGCUCUGGAUAGGGUGGAUCAUGCCCUUCAGAUGUUUGAGCGGAUGAAGAAGUAUUGUGGACAGGGCAAUGAGCCUACAUACGACUUGCUAAUAGCCAAGAUCAGCAGAUGCAGAAGGUUAUAGCAAGCAACCAAUCUAUGGGAAGAGGCAAUUGAAAGGAGCAUCAUACUCCAGUGCCCAAGAGAUCUGUUGAGUCCUUUGAAGACGGAGGUGUUCAGACCAGUGGUGCCUCAAAGAAGUUAAAAGUUGCAGGACCAUGAAAAACAUCACAGAGAUGGGUCAAAGAUUGGAACCAGAGAAAGUUUAAGCAGGAGAAGGGCUACACAACUUAAUGUUGGUGGAUAAUUACAACUGAUAUGUUCUGGAAAUGCUGAUAUCACAAACUGACAAAGAAAUGGUGGUUCAUCAUGGUGUAUUUGCAAACCAGAACUGAUCAAAACAUCAAUUGGAGCUGCCAACAAAAUUUGUGAAUGAAUACACUUGCCAUGAAAUAAAUGAGAUGCUUAUUACCGACCAUCAAAACCAACCUGAGCUGUUUCCGGCAAUGUAUGACGUAAUGCAUACCCACAUAUUGCACGGCAUCGGAAAAAGUAGGCAAAGUUCCCUGCCUUGUACAAUUCAAACACAAAUGCCAAACUCAGUGGGUUGAUCUAGUUUUCCCUGUGAAACUGAUUGUUGUUAGAGGUUUGUAGAGUAGAUACAUCUUAAUGAGCCCCUAACAAGAUGUGUUAUGCUGCAUUA